Messenger RNA from Salvelinus sp. IW2-2015, 1640 nucleotides. Lineage: Eukaryota; Metazoa; Chordata; Actinopteri; Salmoniformes; Salmonidae. The record is from RefSeq and is a predicted model, not a curated record.
UGACACAGGGAGAAAGAAACAGAAUGAGAACGGGAAGAGGAAUGAAAAUACAUCAAACAUAAAUAAAGCGAAAUCAAAGCAAUAGGAUAGAUUGAGAGAAAGGAGUAAGAAGAAGAGAGAAACUGUGUAAAAAGGGAGAGGGACAGGGAGAGAGAAAGAAGAUAAAAAAUAAAGUAGGGGGAGUUUGCAGUUGACUUGAGAGAGAGGGAAAGGGAGAAAGGGAGAGAGAGAGCGAGAGAGAGACCAGCCGCCGGCCCAUUUAGGAAAGAUGGCUACAGUCACUGCAAACGGAGUGCAGCAAGAGAAUGGAUUCAGCACCACGAACAGCGCCGGCAGGAUGAACGGGCUCACAAUCGGUCAGAACACCAUUCCAAUGAAGGACCACGACGCCAUCAAGCUGUUUAUCGGACAGAUUCCCAGAAACCUGGAGGAGAAAGAUCUGAAGCCCCUUUUUGAGGAAUUCGGAAAGAUAUACGAACUCACUGUGCUGAAAGACAGGUUUACGGGAAUGCAUAAAGGAUGUGCCUUUCUAACGUACUGCGCCAGAGAGUCAGCACUGAAGGCCCAGAGCGCCCUCCAUGAACAGAAGAACUCUGCCAGGGAUGAACCGGCCCAUCCAGGUGAAGCCAGCCGACAGUGAAGGACGAGGAGAAGACAGGAAGCUGUUUGUGGGGAUGCUUGGGAAGCAGCAGAGCGAGGAGGACGUCCGGCGGCUCUUUGAGACCUUCGGCCAGAUCGAGGAGUGCACCGUCCUGAGAGGGCCUGAUGGGGCCAGUAAGGGCUGUGCCUUUGUCAAGUUCUCCAGCCACGCAGAAGCACAGGCGGCCAUCAACAGCCUGCACGGCGGACAGACCAUGCCAGGGGCGUCCUCCAGCCUGGUGGUGAAGUUUGCCGACACGGAYAAGGAGCGGACCCUGCGUAGGAUGCAUCAGAUGGCGGGCCAGCUCGGCAUCUUCAGCCCCAUGACCAUCCAGUUUGGGGCCUAUGGCGCCUACUCUCACGCUAUGAUGCAACAGCAAGCAGCGCUAAUGGCGGCGACCCAGAACUCGUAUCUGAACCCCAUGGCAGCCAUCGCUGCGGCACAAAUGCAGCAAAUGGCAGCUUUCAACAUCAACGGUCUGGUGGCUGCCCCAAUGACACCCUCCUCAGGUACAAAUACACAGUCAGGACUGGACUCCCGUUCUUACCCAACCCUCCCUCCUACGUGCCUCACAGAGUCCUACAGUGACGACCUCUCCAGCAGGCUUCUGCUACUACAGCCCUACCUGCGCACUAUCCGUGCACCAAUCAGUUCAAGCGUUUCACCCGAGCAACCACCAUCAUCCCAGCAACAGAGAGAAGGGCCGGAAGGCUGCAACCUGUUUAUUUACCAUCUGCCCCAGGAGUUUGGAGACGCAGAAUUAAUGCAAAUGUUCCUSCCUUUCGGCAACGUCAUCUCCGCCAAAGUCUUCGUGGACCGGGCGACCAAUCAAAGCAAGUGUUUUGGCUUUGUGAGCUUCGAUAACCCGUCCAGUGCCCAGGGGGCUAUCCAGGCCAUGAAUGGUUUUCAGAUAGGCAUGAAGCGGCUGAAGGUGCAGCUGAAGCGGCCAAAGGAUGCCAACCGACCUUACUCUGACUCCUCUGCGUCCACAUCCAGGUAA